GGAGUUGGGUGCAAGUCAGGAGGUGGAGACAGAGCCUCAGCCUUUCCAAAGAUGGCCUGGAGACAGCUGUUUCUGAUCUGUCUUGCAGCCAUUGCACUUCUGUCCACGCUGCGGGAGGGGGCCGCCGUGUCAGUGGGUGUGAGGCAGGUGGCAGGACAAGAGGCACAAGAAGACGUGGAAGAGAUUUUCAUGCAGGAAUCAGAUGCCUUGAAUUUCCUCAAGAAGCGCAGCAAGCGGUCCCUUAGACCCCAAGACGAGGUCAAUGUGGAGAACAGGCAGAAGCUGCGGGCAGACGAGCUGUGGAGAGAGUAUCAUGAAGAGCAAAGGAACGAGUUUGAGAACUUCGUGGAGGAGCAAAACGACGAACAGGAAGAGAGAAGCCGGGAGGCCAUUGAGCAGUGGCGCCAAUGGCAUUACGACGGCCUAUACCCAUCCUAUCUCUACAACCGCCACCACAUCUGACCUCAGUUUGAGGGACACAGAAGAUGGGAGACUGAGACACCCGCCCACCCCUGGUAUUCGGGCACCUCUCCCGCACACAAACAGGCCCCUUCACAGGGCCUCAGUCGCCUAGGGCCUUCUGUUCUCACGGAAGGAAAUGUCCAGGCUUGCGCUUCUUGGCAGAUGAUUUUCUGAGGCGAGCAAAGGCCUGUGGGGUCUCCUGGUGUCACUAGAGGUUCC
This is a messenger RNA of Dama dama (fallow deer), 681 nucleotides long. RefSeq names its product upper zone of growth plate and cartilage matrix associated (gene UCMA). Gene Ontology annotation, cellular component: extracellular matrix. The record is from RefSeq and is a predicted model, not a curated record. Gene Ontology annotation, biological process: regulation of osteoblast differentiation; embryonic skeletal system development. NCBI's taxonomy places the organism in Eukaryota, Metazoa, Chordata, Mammalia, Artiodactyla, Cervidae. The coding region runs from base 52 to 462 and encodes 136 amino acids. The transcript has 6 exons.